This is a messenger RNA of Porites lobata, 399 nucleotides long. NCBI's taxonomy places the organism in Eukaryota, Metazoa, Cnidaria, Anthozoa, Scleractinia, Poritidae. The record is from the annotation of a GenBank genome assembly.
AUGGGGAUCAUUUCGGGGUCGAUUUGGGGAUCAUUUCAGGGUUGGGCAUCAUUUCGGGGUCGGGAUCAUUUCGGGGGCUGUACAGAUAUCGCGAUGCCUGCCAACCUUGGCUACAUCUGCGUCCUUCUUUACAAUCAGAAUAAUUGCACUGGGGAGGGACCAACCGUCACGACUUCAUUUGAGCUGGAGAUUGGGACCGACCUUUGCGUAAUGAUGGCAUACGAUAAAGACAAAAGCAUGGGACAUUUGGUUACUGGAGGAUCCAUUGCAAAUAUUAAAGAAAUUUGGGCAGCACGAAAUGUCAAAUUCUUUCCUCUGGCACUGCAGAGAGCCUUGAAGAAGGAGAAGAAGCUAUGUGCUUAUUUCGAAUUUCUCAGCAGUAGUAGAAGACAUAAGUAA